Molecule: messenger RNA, 1542 nt
Organism: Chenopodium quinoa (quinoa)
Lineage: Eukaryota; Viridiplantae; Streptophyta; Magnoliopsida; Caryophyllales; Amaranthaceae
Product: glutathione S-transferase-like
Exons: 1
Coding region: 605-1000 (131 amino acids)
Cellular component (GO): cytoplasm
Molecular function (GO): glutathione transferase activity; glutathione binding
Source: RefSeq, a predicted model, not a curated record
AUACAACUCACAAGUGUGUUGCAAUUAUCAGAUCAAAUAUGAAUGUAUGUCAUCUAUAAUGAAAAGAGUAAUUAUUAUUUUAAUUGAAUACUAUAAGACCUAUAAGCUACGAAGUAUGUGUUUUUUAUUGACCUUCAUAUAACGACAAAAAAAUAAGAAAUAAAAAAGCUAAUUCGAACCAUUAUUUUAUAUUUUUGUGCGAAUUUUUACAAUUACUUACACUAGUAGAAUAAAGCAAUUGGGCAGCCUCAAAUGGGCAGUGGUUGAUGAAGUUAGUCUCAAGUUUCAAGUGCAUAAAUCAAGUUUUAUUAUUAUUAUUUAUGUGAUUUGAAUGACUUCUUAUUUUGAAAUUUGUAUAUACGUAGUGUUUAUUAAUAUAGUGCAUCGACUUAAUUAGAGAAAUUUAUAGAUCCGCGACUAAUUAAAUCAAAUAACUCUCAUUUAUAUUAACGUUGUGAUCUUGUGAACUCGUGAUUAAAGUUUUGUUAUUUAUGUAAUUUUGAUUAAAGCUUCACUUAACAUUAAACAGAAUCAAGGGCAAUUACAAAAUACAUAGCACACACCUACGAAGGCAAAGGAACUUCUAAAUAAAGACAAAAACCAAAUGGCAAACAUAGCCGUGUGGAUGGAAGUCGAGGCUCACCGAUUCGAUCCUAUAGCCACUAAACUCAUUCAUGAGCUUCUUUUUACGAGUUAUUUUGACAAGGAAACAGACAACGCGAUUGUUGAGGAGAAUGAAGCUAAGUUGGCUAAGGUCCUUGAUGUUUACGAGGCACGGCUAGCAAUGUCCAAGUACCUAGCUGGUGAAUGUUUCACAUUGGCUGAUCUUGAUCAUAUGCCUGCCCUUCAAUACAUAAUGCGUACAAAAGUGAAGCAAUUGAUCGAUGAAUGCCCUCAUGUUAGUGCUUGGUGUAAGGAUAUCUUGGCUAGGCCUGCUUGGGAAAAGGUUUGGGCUUUACAAGACUUAUUUCAGCAAGGAAACAGACAACGCGAUUGUUGAGGAGAAUGAAGCUAAGUUUGCUAAGAUUCUCGACGUUUAUGAAGCUCAUUUGGCAACGUCGAAGUACCUAGCUGGUGAUUGUUUCACAUUGGCUGAUCUUCAUCAUAUGCCUGCACUUAAUUGCAUGAUGCGUACAAAAGUGAAGCAAUUGCUCGAUGAACGCCCUCAUAUUAGUGCUUGGUGUAAGGAUAUCUUGGCUAGGCCUGCUUGGCAAAAAGUUUGGGCUUUGCAUAAAUGAGGUUGAACUAAUGUAUGUUCGUUCUUAAAUUAUUUUAAUUUGGUGUUUUACUGAUUGUGUACCGAGGUUGUGAUUGUAAGUUGUAAUCUAUUGCAUUAAUAAAGCUAUUUGGAUUAAUUUUUUUUUUUUUUGCAAUUUAUAUGUAAGAAAUAACAAUUUUAAUGCAAAAUCAUUAACGUACAAUUCAAUAAAUGAUAGGGUAUUGUAUGCUCGACGGAAGGUAUGCAUGAAUUAAAUUUUUUUAUGCAAAGUUUUUAAAAAAGAUUAAUAAACAAAAGAUGUAUGUAGGGACCAAAAAAAAAAA